Fusarium musae is the source of this 681-nucleotide messenger RNA. RefSeq lists its product as uncharacterized. Lineage: Eukaryota; Fungi; Ascomycota; Sordariomycetes; Hypocreales; Nectriaceae. Gene Ontology annotation, molecular function: acyltransferase activity, transferring groups other than amino-acyl groups. The record is from RefSeq and is a predicted model, not a curated record. Bases 1 to 681 code for a protein of 226 amino acids. The transcript has a single exon.
AUGUCCGAACCAACAGAACCACCACCUCUAUCAAUCGAGAUCCUGACCGAUCCAAAAGAAAAGAAAGAUGCUCUCAAACUCAUCGCCGAUAGCGUCGCGCAGCAGCGUCAAACAGCAUCACGCGCCAUGAUCUUCCACCCAAUUCCCCUCUCUGUCUUUAUAGCCAUUCUCGCAAUCGCACACUAUGGCGCGGGCAUUGGCAAAGACAUCAGCACUAUGCUAAUCAUCUAUCCCGGUAUCAUACUCACGUAUCUCGUCGCAAUUCGAUAUUUCACCAGUGCGUACAUUCGCAUCGCUGAGGAGACGAAUUGGCUUGACUGGAUGAAGAAGGACGGUGCCGAGGACACCAUCAUCGGGGCGCGGUUUGGCAAGGACAUCAUCGCUGCAGUGGUCCUUCGUCUAGAGAAGAACAACAAGACUGCCUUCAUUCGUGCAUGGACAACGAGAGCGCGGUACAGACGUCGAGGACUUGGUGGGGAUAUGCUACGCGAGAGUGUCAAGAUUGCGAAGCAGAAGUUGGGCAAAGGCUGUACCGUUGAGUUUUCGCAAGACCACGCAAACAGCGAGCUGCCUCUCCAUGAGCUUUUCAAUGCUCCGUUCCUUGCGCGACAAAUGAAAGCGAAGAAGGCGCUCAGUGCAGCACUGAAGGACUGGGAGGAGGGCAAAGAGGGACCUCAAUAG